This is a messenger RNA of Magallana angulata, 3722 nucleotides long. RefSeq names its product heat shock 70 kDa protein 12A-like. NCBI's taxonomy places the organism in Eukaryota, Metazoa, Mollusca, Bivalvia, Ostreida, Ostreidae. The transcript is spliced from 5 exons. Gene Ontology annotation, molecular function: ATP-dependent protein folding chaperone; ATP binding. The record is from RefSeq and is a predicted model, not a curated record. The coding region runs from base 110 to 1867 and encodes 585 amino acids.
CUUGUUUUUGUAUUAAGCAGAGUGUAUCUGUUAUAUUCCCAAGGUAUUAUCAUUGAUUCCCAAUUAAUCUUUAUUUAGGAAUCAGCAAAUUCAAGCAAGAUACUUUAAAAUGGCUGUUUCCUUACCGGAUGCUCUUAUGUUUGCUGCUAUAGACUUUGGCACUACCUUUUCUGGGUAUGCGUUUGCCAUGAGAGACGAGUUAGAAAAGGACUCAUCGAAAAUAUUUGCUCCUCACUGGCAUGCUUCGGAUGGAAGCUUGAUUUCACACAAGACACCAACCACUGUACUAUUGGACAAGGAUGAGAAAUUGGUUGAUUUCGGUUUCGAUGCUGAAACCACUUACGCAGAACUGUCAGAAAACGGCGAACAUGAGGACCAUUUCUACUUCCGCCGAUUUAAGAUGAUGCUCUACGACCAAGUUAGAACAAAAAAAUUAACGGUAAAUACAACGGUUGCUGAUAUACGGGGACGAAAAUUGCAAGCUGUGAAAGUUUUUGCCCAUGCUAUACGAUAUCUGAAGGAUCAUCUGCUGGAUUCUCUAAAAACUAAGGGGAAAAUUGUGAAGAAUGAUGACAUCCUAUGGGUUUUAACUGUUCCAGCAAUUUGGGAUGACACGGCAAAAGUGUUCAUGCGAAAAGCAGCACAAGAGGCAGGUAUACCUGGCCAUCAGCUGAUGAUUGCAUUAGAACCAGAGGCGGCCUCUAUCUACUGCAAACAUCUUCCCGUAGAGAAACUGGAGGGAACCAACACAUUCAGCGCCUUCCAGCCAGGGAGCAAGUACCUGGUACUGGACGCUGGGGGUGGAACAGUGGAUAUAACCGUACACGAAGUCAAACCAAAUGGACACCUGAAGGAACUAGACCGAGCGAGUGGCGGCGACUGGGGUGGAACCAGUGUGGAUAUGGCCUUCAAGAGCGCUCUGGCGGAGAUAGUGACGGAGGGAAUGAUUGAAGGCUACUGUCAGAAGUACACUGGGGACUACAUCGAACUGUUCAGGGAUUUUGAAAUCAAGAAACGCAAAUGUGGAAAAGGUGACAACUCGAAUUCAGUUAUCACAUUGAAAGUUCCCGUCUCCUUUACUGAGGGAUGCUCGGAAACCUUAGACGCGGACUUAACCACUCUGACUAACAAAUCGAGAUUCAGAGAUCAUAUCAUCUGGAAAGCAGACAAAGUUAGAAUAGAUUUGCCGACGUUUGAAACCUUUUUUAAGCCAGCUUGCGAUGGAAUUGUCAGACAUGUCAAGGAUUUGUUACAGUCACCCAAAGUCAAAUGUGUCAAUAAGAUCCUAAUGGUGGGCGGGUUUUCUGAGUCCGACAUUUUACAGGAAGUGGUUCGGAAGGCGUUUCCGAAUUGCCAGAUCAUAGUUCCACAAGAAGCUGGUCUGGCCGUUCUUCGUGGAGCCGUUUUGUUUGGUUAUAAUCCGAAGGCCAUAGAUUCCCGCAUUGCUAAAUACACCUACGGCGUUAAGAUGAAUGUUGAAUUCGACCAAAAAAUACACAAAGCAUCCAAAAAGGAAGCUAUAGAUGGAGUUGAAUACUGUACCGACAUAUUCGAUCGACAUGUGAAGAAAGGUGAAGAACUUAUAGUCGACGAAGCCCAGGCCGAGAAAUCUUACGUUCCAUUAACCCGUCAACAAAAGGUUAUAUCAUUCAGUAUUUAUACGUCGACUGAAGAUGACCCGUUUUAUGUGGAGGGUUGCGAAAAUAUUGGAAAAUUUGUAGUUAGCGUUCCUGUUGGUGUGGAAGAUCGCUCCGUUAAUGUCAGGAUGAUAUUUGGUAGAACUGAGCUCACGGCCGAGGCAAGGGUAGUGAAAACAGGGGAGAUAACCCCCGCGCCGUUCGAACUCCCGGUAGAAGAAAAGAUUUAACCCAAGCGGUCUAUAAAACCUUUUGGAAAAUUUUCAGCCAGUUAUCACCAACAAAAAAAAACACUGAAGAUUUUUUUCAUACAUAAACGUCAUUAGAAUAAUACUUUUUUAUACCAACACGUAUAUUUAAUCGAUACCUCUUUUGUCUGAUCAUUAUUUCUGUACAUGUAACAAAAAAGUAUUUAUAUCAGUAUUUUUGUUAAACCUAUGAUGCCAUAAUGAUUUAUAAUACUCUGGCAUUCCAAACAGUAACUAAAACUAAAAUACAAAAAAACUCCCAAAAAACCCCCCAAAAAACCCCAAACAGAAACAGAUGCUGUUAUGAUUUCGUACUGUCUAGUUGAAAAUUGUACCAAAGGAUGUACCAAAAGAUGUACCAAAGGACGAUAUAAGGUUAUCAGUAAACAAGUAGUUUAAUUAAAUUGUAUAAAUAUUAUUUCAAUUCAAAUAUUAGUAAUUAUAUCCGUUCAAGCUUGUACCAGAAUUUUAGGACAAAGAAUUUUCACAUUCUUUCAGAAACGUGAGCUUUAACUACAAUACAACUUACAAGUUUGUUAUUUUGUUACAGAUUGGAAUAAGAUUCAGUUUAACAUUUUGAAAUAACAUUAAGUGGUAAAACUGUUUAAAACAGUGAAUGUUCGUACUUAUUUUUGUCUUCCGGCAAUAAUCUAGGGUGUAAUAGGCCUACAUUGUCGUGGCCAUAUACAUGUAUAAUCAAAAUACAAUGAAACAUCUUAGAUUAGAGGGAAAUUUUAUUCGUUUUAAAAAAAAUAUUGAAAAUUUAUCUUUUAAGCAAGGCUUAUCCAGACUAUUCUUAAGUAUUUACGCAUUUUAAACUUUAUUUUAUUGAGUACAGAGACAGCAUCUUCGCUAGCCAAGGGUUUUCGGUCCACGUUGCUCCCCCAUGGAGAGCAAAGGGGGGGAGUAAUGUGGACCGAAAACCCUUGGCUAGCGAAUAUGAGAGACAGCACAGCAUUGAUUUUUACAUGUAAACAAAUACAUGUAUUAGUGUUAUAUAUGUAUGUAGUUUUUAAAUUAGUGUGUUUUGGUAUAUUAUUUAUGUUCAUAACUAUUAUGCCAAUAACUUUUAUAUGUACAGCGCUGUAGAGUAAUUUAAUAUAAAUUAUAUAUGGCGCUUUAUAAAUUUUGUAUAAUAAUAAUAGUAAUAGUAAUAAUAAUAAUGUAUAGAUUAUACUAAUCUCAAUGAGAUGAAAAGCUCUGUAUUAAGAAAUCGGUAAACUCUAAUUUCAACAUACUUUAUAGCUAAAAUCAAAUUAAAUCAUAUUUAAAAUUUUGAAGUAGAUCUAUGGGUCUACGGGUCUAUGGGUCUAGAUCUAUGUUGAGCAUCCUGAGACUUUUUAAUUUUUGCGAUUAAACGCAAUGAUUUUGCGAUUAAAUGCAAUGAUUUUGCGAUUAAGUACAAUGAUUUUUGCGUUAAAUUGCAAUUAAUUCAUUUGCUUAUAUAUACACCUAGUAUACGUACCAAGUCCGUGAUUUGAUGACACAAUUUGACACAUCACAAAGACUCAAUUUCUGGUUUUCACUUGGAUUAUCUGAUAAUGAAAGUUGUCAUAACUUGAAAGCACCAGGCACUUCUAAGCAAACGUAUCCUGAAAAGAAGGAUUGCGCUAUAAAUAAAUACAAGAGAAAAAAUUAGUCUUUACUUAUAUUUGUUUCCAAAUUCUUCCUAAAAGAUGACAUGCAAAAAUGCUAUUGAUGGAUGCACCAGUGAUGUUUGCUUGCCGGAUACUUGGUAUCUAGACUGUGAGAAACAAUUGAAUUGAAAAAACGGAAAUGACUCCUUCGCUUAGAGCAUUAUGCUAAGGGGCCUUUUUAAUGAAGACAUGUCGAUUCG